AUGCUCCCCGGCAGCCUUUGGCAUCCUCCGCCCGUGCGCGGCGGUCCCCCGUCCCCUCGGGGGGAGAAGCUGCGCUUCUGCUGCCAGAAGACCGCUCUGCUCUCUCGCCAGAGCCUCUCUGACCACGCUGUCGGCGCAGACCCACCGGCGGAGAGGACAGGUCAAAGGCAGAACAGAGGGAUGAGGACUCGCCUGGGCUGCCUGUCUCACAAAUCAGACUCAUAUAAUGAUUUCACAGCUAUUCUUCCGGACAAGCCCAACCGGGCUUUGAAAAGGCUGUCAACAGAAGAAGCAACAAGAUGGGCAGACUCUUUCGAUGUCCUUUUGUCCCAUAAAUAUGGUGUGGCCGCGUUCCGUGCUUUCCUGAAGACGGAGUUCAGCGAGGAGAACCUGGAGUUCUGGCUGGCCUGCGAGGAYUUCAAGAAGACGCGCUCGGCGGCCAAGCUGGCCUCCAAGGCCCAGCGCAUCUUCGAGGAGUUCAUCGACGUGCAGGCCCCCAGGGAGGUGAACAUAGACUUCCAGACACGGGAGCUGACAAGAAGAAACGUGCAGGAGCCCUCCCUCUCGUGCUUUGACCAAGCCCAGGGGAAGGUACACAGCCUGAUGGAGAAAGACUCGUAUCCCAGGUUCCUGAGAUCCAAAAUUUACACAGACCUGCUGUCUCAGACCCAGAGGAGGCUCAGCUAGAGCAGCCRUGGGGCCCUCACAAACCAUGUGCUUCCCACAACAGCCAAAACCCAUGUCUAAAUGUGAAACUUKCUUGGUGUUCAAAGGAGUGGGAAUGGGAAAAGAGGGAGGAGGGCCAGAGGAAGUUUCCAGAGAGUGAUCCAGGCGUGGUAUUAAGACUUUCUGUGCUUUUUUUUUUUCGGUUAGCAGUAGCACUUUGCAGUUGUUGCCUCUCUCUAGCACAUACCCACAACCCUCCCCAGUUGCGGGGUCGUCUGUUGGCGAGGCAGGUUUUCUUUAAAAUUGCUGUGUUGGUUUGUGUGUAAAUAACACCUUUCCAUCCUCCCACACAUCUCCCAUCUCUCACCUCUCCCUUGUGCUUGGAAGGGCCCCAAGAGGAGCUCUUACCUGUGUGGAGCUCAAAGCAGCGUGGUCUGGACCACGGAUCGAGGGGAGGG
This is a messenger RNA of Malurus melanocephalus (red-backed fairy wren), 1124 nucleotides long. RefSeq names its product regulator of G protein signaling 8 (gene RGS8). Bases 1 to 687 code for a protein of 228 amino acids. The transcript is spliced from 6 exons. The record is from RefSeq and is a predicted model, not a curated record. NCBI's taxonomy places the organism in Eukaryota, Metazoa, Chordata, Aves, Passeriformes, Maluridae.